CACACAACGACAGAAGAGAACACACACACACAUACUCGUCCAUAGCCGUGGUGUGGUGUGUUACUUGACAGCGCACUUUUACGCAGAAGGUGUGUGUGGAUACUCCUCCGCAAGAGCGGCUCAUACACCCCUUUUUGGAGUUAGGCAGAGGAGAAACAUUGGAUCUUGAUCACACUGAAGAUGUUCUUUUAGUGAACGAGCCCUCAUCCCUGAAGACACAGUGGCGCUGGGAGAGGAUGACAGCACACUUUGCGCAACUCACCGGAGCCCAACAGUGUUUUCAAACUCGAAAUUUUCUACUAAACGUGAAACAGGAGAGACCACGAGGAUCUGAAUCUGUUUGAGUUGGAGAUUUUAUUGCUUCUAUUUUAUUUUUAUGUUAUAAAAACUAAGGGGAAUGUUGCAGCGUCUCAGAACUGUAUGUUCUGGGGCCAGUUUACCUGAUUUACCUGCGCACCAUUAAAACUCAACUCAGUUUUUGAAUGGAAUGAAGUAAAACUUAUGGACUGAUUUCAACAUAUAGUUUUUUCAUGUAUGUGUGUAUCACUUUUGCAUUUUAUACUGAUGUUAAAAGCAAUGUGAACACCCCCAUGGAAUUCUACUACAAAUCUUUGGAGUAUGAAGUUCAUAUUGGGACUUAUAUUUCUGUUUUUGCAAAGUAAUUCAACUUCUUUUUGGACAUCAGCAAAGCUUUCAAAGGAUUAACAUUUACUUUCAUUAAUAAUAAUAAUAAUAAUAAUAAUUAUUAUUAUUAUUAAUUAUUUAUUUUUUAAAGCAAACAACCACCAAGGACCUAAAAAUCACUCGAUCUGAUCAGUUUUGUCAAUCCAACGUGGAGUGAUUGGGCUUUUGUAGACCAUUUCCAGCCUGUUACUGUUUUCCUUUGAAUAUUGUUCUUCUGGACCCAGAGGUGGCUCCGCAGUGGUGUUGCGGCUCCUCGUCCGCGGCGGAUCCGGAGAUCGGAGUGGCUGCGGCGGCAGGAGGCGGCAGCGGAAGCCCAGCAGCACCGCAGGGUCCUGAGAGCGCUCGAGUGAAGAGGAUGGUGCGGCUGGUGGCGGAGCUGCUGUUGCUGUUGGGACUCCUUCUUCUGACUUUACACAUCACGGUGUUGCGGAGCAGCCCGCUUCAGCAGGGGAAUGACACUGUGAGCGCGGAGCAGCACUUGCAGGUGGCGGAGAAUAAUGUCAAUGCAGAAAGCAGCUCCUCUGUUCAGCUGGGACCGGGUGGUAGACAGUCCAGAGUGUCUCAUAAUCCAGCAUCUAAGCCCUGGGUCCAGAGUCACGGGACAGGGGGCAGCCUGCAGAGAGAUGGCCCAGGAGCUUUUCUUCUGGACUUGCAGAACCUACCCGAUCUUUCCAAAGCUGACAUAAAUGGGCAGAACCCCAACAUACAGGUUACCAUAGAAGUGGUGGACAGUCUGGAAGGUUCUGAGCCUGAGAAGGGAAUACGUAAAGAAAACAAGCCAGGCUGGGUGGCUCCUAACUGGAGGAACUGGUGGCAGCGUUCCUCUUCGUCUACGUCCUCUGUGUCCACACCAAAGGGGCCUGAUGAACAGGACUACCCCUACGAGAGCAAGACAGAGGACAGUAACUUCCUUAAACCAUUGGGAGACUGGGAGCGAAAAGGGGCAGGCGGCACAGGAAGCAGAACCCAGGCUGAAUACGACUACAUAGAUGGAGAAGGUGACUGGAGCGGCUGGUCGCCAUGCAGCGUAACAUGUGGAAAUGGCAACCAGAAGCGGACCAGGUCGUGCGGCUAUGCCUGCACCGCCACAGAGUCACGGACUUGUGACAUGCCCAGCUGCCCAGGGAUUGAGGAUGCCUUCAAGACAGCUGCAACAGAAGUCAGUCUGCUCGCCGGCACUGGAGAGUUUAACGCAACAGAGCUCUUCGGAGUAGAUACAGACAGUUGUGAGCGUUGGAUGAACUGCAAGAGUGAGUUCCUUAAGAAAUACAUGAGCAAAGUGGCCAAUGACCUACCCAGCUGCCCCUGCUUAUACCCAACCGAGGUGGCCUACAGCACCGCAGAUGUCCACGACGCCACCACGCGGCGCAACUUCCGCUGGAAGGAUGCCAGUGGGCCAAAGGAGAGGCUGGAGAUCUACAAACCCACCGCACGCUACUGCAUCUGCUCCAUGCUCACCCUGGAAUCCACCACGUUGGCUGCCCAGCACUGCUGCUAUGACGAUAACAUGAAGCUCAUCACUCGUGGCAAAGGCGCUGGCACGCCCAACCUCAUAAGCACAGAGUUCUCUGCUGACCUGCACUACAAGGUGGACAUUUUGCCAUGGAUCAUCUGCAAGGGCGAUUGGAGCCGUUACAACCAAGCUCGGCCGCCCAAUAAUGGGCAAAAAUGUGCAGAAAAUCCACAGGAUGAGGACUUCUACAAACAGUUUGAGGAGGCCAGAGAAUUCUGAGUUGAAGGUGGGUAGAGAAGAUGCUAUAAAACUUCUACAAACAAAAUCAGAACUAAGUAGAACUAAGUGUUAUUGGACAAAAUAUGGGAAAACUAUGGCUGUGUGUUUGAACAGGACUUGCUACGAGAAACAGACAGCACAGUCAGUAACAGGCACAUCAAAGUCCCAUCUUGGUCUUAUGGCCUCCCUCAGAAUCUCUGGAUGAUACAGUAUUUGCAUAGUUUGAAAGUGUCUUCAUGAAAAUAAUUUACAAGAUAAUAAUGAAGCAACUCUUCAUGGUUCUAUUUGACAUGUUUAUAUGUAUGACUUAGGGCAUUUCAACAUUUGCCAUUAUGACUGAUUUUUGUUGUUGUUGUUAUAAGGGAUAAAAGGGAAAAAUAUAUUUUAUAAAGGGAAAUCAUGUCAGGAAUUGCCAUGCUACAUUUUGUGUACUAUGUAACAUUAUGGACACAAAGCUUCAUGUUUUUGAAGUCUUGUAUUAUGCCCAACAUGCAUAUGGUAAUCCACUUUUCAGGAUUUUUGGAUAGAUCCAAGAACAUUGGACACAAUAUUCAGGUUUCCAUGCCAACAUGCAUACAUUGUCCAAUUAGUAUGAACAGAAUUCCUAUAAGAUACCCUGUUGUAUCUCUUUCCUUUUUUGCUAAAAACAGAGGAGUCAAACAAUCCCUGCAUUAUCUUUGCAAAGUAUUUAUUGAGUCAUAGUUAUGUGUCAGUGGUAAGGGUUCAUAACAGCAUUUGUGCAUAUAGAUGUAUGGUCACAUUUUGAGUGAUAAAUAAAUAGGCCAUGCCACAUUAAACGUCA
Molecule: messenger RNA, 3218 nt
Organism: Myxocyprinus asiaticus (Chinese sucker)
Lineage: Eukaryota; Metazoa; Chordata; Actinopteri; Cypriniformes; Catostomidae
Product: isthmin-1-like
Exons: 6
Coding region: 1040-2416 (458 amino acids)
Biological process (GO): negative regulation of angiogenesis
Source: RefSeq, a predicted model, not a curated record